UCGUGGAGCACUGGGAGGAGAGGGGGUUUGGUGUGGAAGCAGCAGAAAUGGCCAGCAAAGUGUUGGAUCUGUUAUACUGGCGAGAUGUGGGGACCACCGGGCUGGUGUUUACAGGUUUGGUUGUGGGUUUGGCUUGUUUGUUCCAGCUCAGUGCCAUCACGAUCCUGUCCAACCUCGGUUUAGGCAUUAUGGCCUUCACUCUCCCUGUAUGCUUGCUCUACAAAGCCAUGACGCUUGUCCGCCUCAGUGAUGGAUCUCAUCCUUUUCAGUCAUAUUUGGAUGAGGACCGUACACUGACAGAUGAGGACACAGUUCGCAUAGCGGAACAAAUCGUUCUGCUGAUUGCUACAGCUGUCACCGAGUUGAAGAGGCUGUUCUUCAUCGAUAGCAUCAUGGACUCAGUGAAGUUUGUUGUGUUCCUGUAUUUGUUGACCUAUGUGGGGGUCCAAGACAAUGGUCUUACGCUGUUGAUGACCGGUGUGAUAUGUGCCUUCUCUCUACCACUGUUGUACAGACUUCAACAGAAAAGGAUCGACAAGAUUGCCAAAGCAAUCAAAAAACUUGUAGAAAAAGGCACCGAACUAGUUGAUCUUGUGAUUUCAUUGGCCAAACCUCCACCAGCCCCAGCCCCAGCACCUUCCCCUUCCCCCACAGCAAAACAUAAACAGAAGACUAAAUGAAGAAGAGAGAGAGAGAGAGGGAGAGAGAGAGAGAGAGAGAGAUGGGGUGAGGAGCAGAAAUGUGGAGUACAUUGAACAAACAAAGUCUUACGCUGCGAUUUCAGCAGGGUCGGGGGUUUGGGGGUUAUGAAGUAGGUUUCUUACGGUGCUAGGAGAUUCUUCAAUAGGUCUUCUGAAAAGAAUUAAACAACAGGCUUCUUCUUGAAGCACACUUCAGUCAAGAGAAG
This is a messenger RNA of Sinocyclocheilus grahami, 907 nucleotides long. It is a transcript of the gene rtn2b, whose product is annotated as reticulon 2b. Gene Ontology annotation, cellular component: neuron projection; postsynaptic density; endoplasmic reticulum membrane. Bases 48 to 680 code for a protein of 210 amino acids. Gene Ontology annotation, biological process: endoplasmic reticulum tubular network formation; brain development; neuron differentiation. Lineage: Eukaryota; Metazoa; Chordata; Actinopteri; Cypriniformes; Cyprinidae. The record is from RefSeq and is a predicted model, not a curated record. The transcript is spliced from 8 exons.